Lacerta agilis (Sand lizard) is the source of this 3340-nucleotide messenger RNA. It is a transcript of the gene ELAVL4, whose product is annotated as ELAV like RNA binding protein 4. The coding region runs from base 244 to 1395 and encodes 383 amino acids. Gene Ontology annotation, cellular component: ribonucleoprotein complex. Gene Ontology annotation, molecular function: RNA binding. The record is from RefSeq and is a predicted model, not a curated record. NCBI's taxonomy places the organism in Eukaryota, Metazoa, Chordata, Lepidosauria, Squamata, Lacertidae. The transcript has 7 exons.
UGGGGCUACCUCAAUUAUCUUUGGUGUUCUUUGUGGCAGUCACAACUUUAAUUAUUCUUUAUAAAUAAGUGUUAAUUACAUUUCUGGCUCAAGCCAGUGAUUUCUAGAAUCCCUUUUUUUUGCAUCUGUUCUUUUUCUGCAUAUGGUGGGUGGGGGCUCUUUAACCAUUUUAUUUCUGAUGUGAAAUUGCAUUUGCAAGAAAAUACAAGGCGCAAGGGAAGCAGAACACUAUAAGGAUACAGGAUGCUGAAUGGAACUAGCAGACUUGCAAAUGCUCUCUUAGAGUAUUCAUCAAAUGGCAGGAUAAUUAGCACCAUGGAGCCUCAGGUGUCAAAUGGCCCAACAUCCAAUACAACCAAUGGACCUGCCAGUAACAGUAGGAACUGCCCUUCCCCUAUGCAGACGGGGGCUGCUACAGAUGACAGCAAAACAAACCUCAUAGUCAACUAUUUACCCCAGAAUAUGACCCAGGAAGAGUUCAGGAGCCUUUUUGGGAGCAUUGGUGAAAUAGAGUCCUGCAAGCUUGUGAGAGACAAAAUUACAGGGCAGAGUUUAGGGUAUGGAUUUGUUAACUAUAUUGAUCCAAAGGAUGCAGAGAAAGCCAUUAACACUUUAAAUGGACUCAGACUCCAGACCAAAACCAUAAAGGUUUCCUACGCCCGUCCAAGUUCGGCAUCAAUCAGAGAUGCUAAUCUGUAUGUCAGCGGCCUUCCAAAAACGAUGACCCAGAAAGAGCUAGAGCAGCUUUUCUCGCAAUAUGGGCGCAUCAUCACCUCAAGAAUUCUGGUUGAUCAAGUCACAGGUGUUUCUCGUGGUGUAGGAUUUAUCCGUUUUGAUAAGAGAAUAGAGGCAGAAGAAGCCAUAAAGGGACUAAAUGGCCAGAAGCCUAGUGGUGCUACAGAACCGAUUACUGUGAAGUUUGCUAAUAACCCCAGUCAGAAAACAAGCCAAGCCCUCCUUUCCCAGCUGUACCAGUCUCCCAACAGACGCUAUCCGGGACCUCUCCACCACCAAGCUCAGAGAUUCAGGCUGGACAAUUUGCUUAAUAUGGCCUAUGGCGUAAAGAGGUUUUCUCCAAUCACAAUUGAUGGGAUGACAAGCCUUGUAGGAAUGAACAUCCCUGGCCAUACUGGGACUGGGUGGUGCAUCUUUGUGUACAACUUGUCCCCCGACUCCGACGAAAGUGUCUUGUGGCAGCUCUUUGGCCCCUUUGGAGCAGUCAACAACGUCAAGGUGAUUCGCGACUUCAACACCAACAAGUGCAAGGGAUUUGGCUUUGUCACCAUGACAAACUACGAUGAAGCUGCCAUGGCAAUUGCCAGCCUUAACGGAUACCGCUUAGGAGACAGAGUAUUGCAAGUUUCCUUUAAAACCAAUAAAACCCAUAAAUCCUGAAUUUCAUAUCUUUAAUAAUUAUUAUAAAUAUAUAUAUAUAUAAAUAUAUAUACGAACAAACAAACAAAAAACUUUCAAGGCUUAUACUCAACCAUGGACUUUUAUAAGCCAGUGUUGCCUAAGUAUUAAAACGUUGAUAUCCUGUGAACAGGAAAGGAUUUUAUAAUGCUUAGAAAAAACAAAACAAAAAACCUUUGAUGCAUUGAAUGUUCUUUCAUAGCUGUCGUUGUUGAAUAUAAUAUACAUAGAUAACAAUGUGCAGGGAUUUUUACCCGGCCAGCUAGUUUUACUACCUUCCUUGAAGGUGGGUCUUUUUAAGAUGACCAUUCACUCAUUUGAAAAAUAAAUAAAUAAAUAAAUGAAAAAAAAAUCUAAAACCAUUUUUACAGACUAAUGGGAUUAGCAGAUUUUGCUCUUUUUUUUCCAAAAUGUUUGAUCCAAUCAGAUUGGUAAACCCCCAACAUAAAUUAAAGAGGAACAAUAAAAAUUGCAAAAUGAAAAAAAGAAAGAAACAUAAUUUUGCAACUUUUUUAUUUUUCCUUUUUUAUUUUAUAUCAUGUGAACUAAACAGUCUUCUGUUAGGGAUAGGGUAAAAGGGGGGGAUACCUGAUGACAUAACAGUUUAAAUAACAUUAACAAUGUUGCCAAAGAGGUGGUCUCUUUGCUGAAAAUGGGUUUCAAGAAAAAUCUAUUUUUAUAAAAUAUAAAGAAUUUUUACAAGAGAAUCUGGAUUUGAGAAAAAAAAUAUUUUGACUGGCUAAUUUAGGGGAAAUUGACAACUUUGUCAUGUUCAUACUGCACUGGUAACUUUUUAGAGAUCAAGAUGUGUGUUUUAAACUGGAUUAAGUAGAUUGUUUUUUGAAGGAUGGGCUACAAACAGAUGAUCUUCGUAUCUUUUCAUAGCAUGUAAUAAAAAUAUUAAAUACAGAACGGGAGAGUGUUCUUCCCAGGCACACAGUUACCCACAGUCAAAACCCAAAAGCAAGGAGAUGAGUUGCAGGAUGGUUUUUCUUUAAGUCAUCAGUAUGGGAUAUCAGCAGAACAAAAGUUUUGGAAAAAAAUUAAUUUUAAUCAAAAAGUUCCUUUCUUUGAGCAGUAGGUGCUACAAAAUUAUUUACAUAUCUUAGUAUCAUAGUUAAAUGUAAUGUGUUUAGAGGGGGGGAAGUACAUUUGCUUUAAAUUUGUUAAGAAUUUUCAGAUUCACUUUCUAGCCCAUACUGAUAUAAAUUGGGCUAUGUUGGCACAUUUGAAACACUCUUUACGUUGCUUGAAACACUUAUUUAUUUAAUUGCUGAUGUGACGCAUAUGCCAAAAUCAAAUAUUGCUAGUUUGGCUAGUCUACUUAUUUGUUUACUUAAACUAUGGGAAGAAGCAUAUUAUUGUGUCAUUUUGUUGUGUGUGUAUGUGUAUAUAUAAUAUAAAUAUAUAUAUAUAUAUAAAAGAAGUUAUUUUUUUCCUUUUGGUUAACUUAUUCUAAGUUGUAACACUUUGCUAGUUUCGUUUGUAUGUCUUAAAAUGUUUUCUUAAUGAUACUUAAGUGGCAAGAGGUAUCAAGGUAACCUGUGUAGAAAUAUUGUUUGAUAUAUUGUCAUGUUUGUUGUGAAUAUUAUUAUUUUUUUCUUACUGCACAGUAGAAAACAACAAAAACUGGGUCUUUAUUUUGAUGUAAUUCAGAUUGGGGAAAACAGAGCUAAGGGAACAAAAUGACUGAGGGAGUCCUCCCAUGUCCAGUGCACUGAUCCUUUUCGUAUGUUUGUGCUUUGUAUGGUUAUAUAUUUAAAACAAAAAAAAGGUCAUGCUCUUCCCUGAGUACUAGAAACAGUUACUCGCUAUGCAUAAUCUAGUUGAUAGUUAAAUUUGCUAUUGCUUUUCUUGUCUUGUUAUAUACAAUUUUUUCAAUACCAGUUUAGUCUUAAUGGUAAUAAAACGUUAUGGUUCUUUAUAA